Molecule: messenger RNA, 4116 nt
Organism: Ramularia collo-cygni
Lineage: Eukaryota; Fungi; Ascomycota; Dothideomycetes; Mycosphaerellales; Mycosphaerellaceae
Exons: 2
Coding region: 1-4116 (1371 amino acids)
Biological process (GO): deadenylation-independent decapping of nuclear-transcribed mRNA
Cellular component (GO): P-body
Molecular function (GO): protein binding
Source: RefSeq, a predicted model, not a curated record
AUGGACGAGCUUCUCCAGCGCCUCAAGAACCACCCUACGCAGGGCCAGACCAACCAAGCUUCACCGGAGUUGCGCUCGUCUUCGCAGCAGACUGCACCAUUGAGCUCACUCUGGGCCAAUCAGCCACCUCCGUCUGCAUCGCCGCUGAUCUCUCCGCUGCCACCAUCAUCCACCAUGGCUUCACCGCAGCCUGUCACCGGCGCACCCACUGCUGACAGCGACCGCACCAAGUCGCUCCUCAACUUGCUACGAUCAAGCGGCACGCCGGGCCAACAGCAGUCUCAGUCAAGCCCAUUGGCAAAUUUGCAAAACGUGUCCGCGAAUCGCCACUCCUCAUYGCAGAUUCCCACGAUUCAGUCUCUGCACGGCAGUGAGGCCAGCCAGUCCCGGCCUCUCUCAGCCCACGACUUGAUGCUCAACAUUCAGCGCAAGCCAUCAGGCCAAUCAUCAAUGGCUGCGCCCGGAGCUGAGAAGCAAGAGAGCACGCAGAGCAAGUCUCAGGACAUCUUGCUCAACCUCUUCAAGAAGCCCGCACCACAGCCACAGCCGCAGACACAGACACAGACACAGACGCAGACUUCUAGCAAGCCAUCUACUGGCCUCAGCUCUGAUGGCGAUGCUUCAACCCACAACACGCCGUCCCGCACCGAGCCCGAGCCAACGCCAGUUCGUCAGUUCGGUAGCCCAGUCAACGGCAGCACUCAAUUCGAGGCGCCCCAGCCAUCCAAAGCAUCCAAGUUCAGCUACGUCAAUCCGUUUGACACGCUUCACUCAUCCUCGCCGCUGAACCGUGAUCGCUCUCCCAACCCAGCAACCCGCAACGAGCCUAAAAAGAUCGAGAUUCUCAAGCACAACCGCGACACGACACCAUCCCAGCACGGCGAGAAUGCGGCACCUGCACCGAAGAGUCGGAAGCUUGGAUCGGGUGAUACUGCAUCGGUCACAGCGGCCGACAGCAAGAGCCAGAGUGUUUCACAAGUGCUCGAAGGAGUUGGUGAACAGGUGGAUAAGCAGGUCGAGGAGGCGCUGGCAGCUGCUGGUGCGUCUCACGACAAAGUCAAGGCUAUUCCUGCGGAUGCCGCAAACGAUUCUCCUCCCGUCAAGAAGGAGAACACAGACAAUGCCGACGUGGAGUCAAGCUGGGAGAGCGCCGAAGAUGUCAAGAAGCCAGAGGAUUCUGUGGUUGAGGUUUUCAACUUCCCUAUGAAGCCUUUUGUCUCUAUCCAGAUCAAGCCAAAGGCUGCGCGUCCGAUACGUCAAGACAACUUCAUGGUGAUUGCCCAGCUGAAGAAGGAGUUCGACCAGAUUGACCGAUGCCUGGCCACCGCGAGUAAGACGCAUAUCAUGUAUGCUCAGGUGGCCACGAAGAAGGACAAUGGUGGACUGCGAGUCAUCCGUCAGGACAGCGGUGAUCACAAGCAAAUCUACCGCUCCAGCGGCGAGCGCGUGUUCAGCGUCCAGCUCUGCAACUCCGACCAGUCCGGCAACGAUGUCGAGACUCUAUUGGGCACAGGUGUGAACGGCUCCAUCUUCUGGGCCUCUCUCGCAAAGUCUCGCGGUGACUUGUUCGCCGAUGACGAUGUGGAGGCCCAGGGCUUCACCAUGCCCGCGGUGCAGACUGCGGAGGAGAAUACCUCGGGAUCCCCAGUCAAGACGCGCGCAAAGAUGAGCUGCCGUCACCCCGAAUUCUUCGCCAUUGCCCGCGGCAAGCAGAUAUACAUCAUCUCUCCAGAGACUGUGAAGUCGCCGGACUACUGCAACCAGACUACUCGGGUCGUUGACAGUGAACAAUUCUUCAAGGACCAUACGCUGAGAAUCAACACCGGCAAGGCUGGCAAGGACUUUGCCUUUUCCGAGGAUGAUUCAGUGAUUGUCAGCCUCGAUAAGAACGGGCGCUUCAAGUUCUGGGAUAUCCGCGAUCUAACCAGCCGUGCCAUUGCCAUCGCUGAGGUCAAGCACGAGCCCGUCGAAAUGAAGGAUCCUCUGUGGACUAUGAACGCCGUUACUUCCGGUAGCAAGCCAGAGGAGAAGCCAAGCGUUUCUUCAAUCAUGUUCCUCGAUAAGGAUCGUGCCGUCGCCAAGGGAUGCGCUCUUCGCUACGUGCUGAUCGGCUUCAAGCAGAACCACAUCCUCCAGCUCUGGGACCUUGGUCUCGGGAAGGCGGUGCAAGAGAUUCGCCUUCCACACGAGAAGGACAGUGAUGGUAUCUGCAGCAUCACUUACCAUCCCAAGACUGGUAUCGUUGCAGUCGGACACCCGACGCGAAACAGCAUCUACUUCAUUCAUCUCAGUGCGCCCAAGUACAACAUCCCGACCAUGGACCAGGCUAGGUACAUCAGCAUGCUCGCCCGUAGUGACCCAAGCCUUCCUCGGCCUGAGAGCACGGCCAUCAUGAGCGGACUUAGGGAGUUCUCCUUCGCCAASGUUGGUCAGCUCAGAAGCCUGGACAUGUUGCGCCAGCCCGUCGAUAACGGCGCCGAGCGCAACACUGCAGAUGAGUCCAUGUUCGAACUAUACAUCAUGCACUCCAAGGGCGUCGUCGGCAUCAGCAUCAAGCGCGAGGAUCUGGGAUGGGACGUACAAGGCAAGAUGGUCAACCCCAGGGAUGCCGAAAAAGAGGGCGUCAUCGCCGUCUCCGAGCUUGUUACGGUGCAUAAGGCUUCCAGCGAGCAGUCCAGCAAUGCAGACAGUACGUCAAAGCCAGUUCCAAAACUUGUCACUAUCAACAAGAAGCCAGAGCCAACAAAGGCGAAGAGCGAUGCCAAGGACGUCAAGAAGGAGUCUGCAUCGCCUGCGAAGGCAACCAAUGGCACUCCUCGCUUGAGUUCGCCCGAGCCUACGAAGGCCCUGCCGCAGAUUCCCAAGAACCCAUAUAUGACGCCAGAGUCAUACUCUCUGCCUGCGCAGCGCGAGCUCUCUSCCAAGAAAGAUGGGGUUGCUGAACAGGUCGUUGCCUCCUCAAGUGCGGUUCCGACGGCGCCUGUUGAGGCUUCUGAUGCCUUCAGCGCUUUGCUGGGCAAGCAGUUUGACUCACUCUACCAGCGCAUCGACGCUGACAAGCGUAUCAACGAGGCCAAAGCCGGUGCCAAGCAAGAUGCUCUCCUUCGUCUGGUGUCCUCUACCUUGACCGAGAAUGUCGACGCCAGCUUGGCCAAGAUCAUCACUACGCGCAUCCAGAGCGACGUCAUUCCAGCCCUGUCUGAAAUCACCAGCAAGGUGAUUGAUCGCAAGAUUGGCGAGUCACUUCCACAGCAGCUCAACGCUAGCGUUGCCACCGCGCUGAAGACGACGCUCUCCGGCGCACUGCAACAAGCCCUCAAAGACAAGGAAGUUCACCGCACCAUUGCCGACAUCACAGGCACCCAGGUUGCAGCCAAAGUCCAGCAACAAGUCUCCCACUUGUUGCAGCAACAGUUGCCCGGCAUGGCCAGUCAGGCCAGCCAGAAGAUGAUCUCAGACCUUGAGGGGAGAAUCGCGCAGCAGCAGCGUCAGGCUGAGACACAGCGUCAGCAAGACAGCGUCAAGAUCGAGGAGCUGUCCAGCAUCGUUCGCAGCCUCUCCUUGACCAUGCAGAAUAUGGCUGCUAGCCAGUCUGCCUUCCAGGAGCAGAUCCUCAAGAUGCAACGUGAGGCCAAGCCAACCGCUUCACCACCAGCCUCGACUGGCAACGCUCCCGAUGAAGCUGAGCCAGAAGACGCUGAUAUCGAGGACAUGACCGCCAAGCUCAUGUCCGGCCAGUUCGAGGAAGCCACGAUUCAGUGGAUUUCUUCGGACCGUCAGGCUGAACUCUUCGACAAGCUGUUCGUUCGGAUCAACCCCAGCUAUCUCGAUGGAGUCUCUCCGCUAGUGGCUCUCACCGUCUCUGCUGCCGUCACUUCCAGCUUCGACACGUACGUGGAGCAGCGUCUGGAGUGGCUCGGUCGCAUCAUCGCUCACAUCGACGUCCGUGAUGGAGACAUCAUGGAUGUUGCGCCCAAGAUCAUGGAUGUUCUCGCCCAGCGCAUGCAGGGUGUUUACAUGCAGAUCUCGGAGACCAACCCCGGCGACACUGCUACUCUGAGAGCCAUUGCGGCUCUCAACCGCCAGGUCAAGGAGAUCMGUCGUAUUUGCCAAUGA